Molecule: messenger RNA, 1888 nt
Organism: Hyaena hyaena (striped hyena)
Lineage: Eukaryota; Metazoa; Chordata; Mammalia; Carnivora; Hyaenidae
Gene: MMAA
Product: metabolism of cobalamin associated A
Exons: 7
Coding region: 560-1825 (421 amino acids)
Cellular component (GO): cytoplasm
Molecular function (GO): GTP binding; GTPase activity
Source: RefSeq, a predicted model, not a curated record
GUCGGAUUCUUAACGGACCGAGCUACUCAGGCUCCCCACAAAUAUUCUUUUGUUAGUCAACAAUAUUGUUUUGUGUUCAAGGUAAUAAGAAUUCCAAAAAGGGAACAAUUCAGUUAUUUUUAGGGCUCUAUUCUGUUAGAGCAAAACAGAUGCAAAAAGUUACAUAAUCAUAAGAAAUGUAAGUAUCAUCUUGAGAUAUUUGAAGACUAAAGAAAACCUAUAUUUGGCAUAGGAAGGACUGGCGAGUGCUUGAAACAUUUGCCCCUUAGCUGACUGUUGCCUCAUAUAGUCAUGUGUGAUGACAUGUGGGUCACUCAUACAUAGAUCAUACGUAGGGCUCCCUAAGACCAGUUUGGAUUUGAACUUGGGUGGUAGCAAUGGGAGUGAAGUAAGACGUUUAAUGGUGAUGAAAUUUAGAAAAAGAAGAGAUUUCCCAAACAGAUUGAAACCUAAAAGUGGAAAUUGGGAACUCUGAGUCUUCCCUGGAAAUGUGAUAAAAGGGAAUCACAAAUCACAUUGAGCCAAAAAACACCCAGUGUUUUCUGCCGUUACAAACAAAAUGAAUAUUCCUGUGUUACUACAGCAUCCUCACCGGCAUUUCCUAAAAGGCCUUUUAAGAACACCUUUUCGAUGUUCCCACUUCAUCUUUCACUCAAGUACUCAUCUCGGAUCAGGAAUCCCUUGUGCUCAGCCAUUUAAUUCUCUUGGACUCCAUUGUACAAAAUGGAUGCUGCUGUCAAAUGGUUUAAAGAGAAAAUUAUGUGUACAAACAACUUUAAAGGAACACACAGAAGAACUUUCUGAUAAAGAACAAAGAUUUGUGGAUAAACUUUAUACUGGUUUAAUCCAAGGGCACAGGACCUGCUUAGCAGAGGCCAUAACUCUUAUAGAAUCAACCCACAAGAGGAAAAAAGAGCUAGCCCAGGUGCUUCUUCAGAAAGUAUUAGUCUACCACAGAGAACAAGAACACAUAAAUAAAGGAAAACCACUAACAUUUCGAGUGGGAUUGUCUGGGCCCCCUGGUGCUGGAAAAUCAACCUUCAUAGAAUAUUUUGGAAAAAUGCUUACUGAGAGAGGCCACAAAUUAUCCGUGCUAGCUGUGGACCCUUCUUCUUGUACUAGUGGCGGAUCACUCUUAGGUGAUAAAACCCGAAUGACUGAGUUAUCAAGAGAUAUGAAUGCAUACAUCAGGCCGUCUCCUACUAGAGGGACUUUAGGAGGUGUGACGAGGACCACAAAUGAAGCUAUUCUGUUGUGUGAAGGAGGGGGAUAUGACAUCAUUCUUAUUGAAACCGUAGGUGUGGGUCAGUCAGAGUUCGCUGUUGCUGAUAUGGUUGACAUGUUUGUUUUACUACUGCCACCAGCAGGAGGAGAUGAAUUGCAGGGUAUCAAAAGAGGUAUAAUCGAGAUGGCAGAUCUGGUAGCUAUAACUAAAUCCGACGGAGACUUGAUCGUGCCAGCUCGCAGGAUACAGGCAGAGUAUGUGAGUGCGCUGAAAUUACUCCGCAGGCGUUCAGAAGUCUGGAGACCAAAGGUAAUUCGUAUUUCUGCCAGAAGUGGCGAGGGGAUCACUGAAAUGUGGGAUAAGAUGAAAGAAUUCCAGGACCUCAUGCUCGCCAGUGGGGAGCUGACCGCCAAACGACAGAAGCAGCAGAAAGUUUGGAUGUGGAACCUCAUUCAGGAAAGUGUGUUAGACCAUUUCAGGACCCAUCCCGCAGUCCGGGAACAGAUUCCUCUCCUGGAAAAAAAGGUUCUCAGUGGAGCCCUGUCCCCAGGACUAGCUGCUGAUGUGUUGUUGAAAACUUUUAAAAGCAGAGACUCGUGAAGUGUAUCAUUUCAUAAAGUAUUUCAAUAGUAAAGUCCACUUAUAUGCUUAUAUUUUCAGUAA